Molecule: messenger RNA, 1524 nt
Organism: Oryza brachyantha (malo sina)
Lineage: Eukaryota; Viridiplantae; Streptophyta; Magnoliopsida; Poales; Poaceae
Product: UDP-glycosyltransferase 92A1-like
Exons: 1
Coding region: 1-1524 (507 amino acids)
Molecular function (GO): UDP-glycosyltransferase activity
Source: RefSeq, a predicted model, not a curated record
AUGGCGUCCGCGCCAACAAAGCAAGUCGUGCUGUUCCCCUUCCCGGCCAAAGGCCACCUCGCCGCCUUCCUCUCCCUCGCCGGCCUCCUCCACCGCCUCCUCCCGUCCACCACCAUCACGCUCGUCUCCACCCCGGCCAACGUCGCCGCCCUCCGAGCCGGAGCUGCCGCCGCGCCGUUCCUCAACCUCCACGCGCUCCCCUUCGACGCGGCCGAGCACGGCCUUCCUCCCGGCUCCGACUCGCCCGACACCAUCAUCCCGGCGCUCAUCAUCCGCCUCUACGAGGCGUUCGAGACGCUCCGGCCGGCCUUCGACGGCUUCAUCGCGUCGUCCCUCGCCGUCGCCGGCCGCGGGUGGGAGGAGGAUGCCUGCUCGGCUGAUCCCGUUCCCGGCGGCCCGCGCGUCGUCGUGGUCUCCGACGUGUUCGUGGCGUGGACGGUGGAGGUGGCGCGGCGGCACGGGUGCGGCCACGCCUUCUUCGUGUCGUGCGGCGCGUUCGGCAGCGCCGUGCUGCACUCCCUGCUCACCCACUUCCCGCUGCGCCCGGAGGAGACGACCGGACGGGUGCUCCUCCCGGAGUACCCCGACGUGGUCAUCCACAGGUCGCAGGUGUCCGUGCGGAUGCUCCACCGCCCGCCCGCCGCCGGUGCAACUGAUCACGACGGCGGCGGCUCCCAGGCCAACAGGAGGACGACGUUCUUCGACCGGCAGCUCCCCCAUGGCUACAAUACCGACGCGGUGCUGGUGAACACCGUGGCGGAGCUGGAGCCGGCCGGACUCGCCAUGCUUGCGCGGACGCUCAAGGUCCCCGUCUGGCCAGUCGGGCCGCUCACGCGCGACGCAGCCACCGACCGCCCCGACGACGACGAUGCCGCCGUCGCGCUGCGCUGGAUGGACGCGCAGCCGCCGGGAUCCGUGCUGUACGUGUCCUUCGGCACCAACGGCAUGCUACGCGCCGAACACAUGCUCGAGCUCGCCGCGGCGCUGGAGUCGAGCGGGCGAAGUUUCGUCUGGAAGAUCAAGCCGCCGGCCGACGAGCCCGGCCAUGACCACCACCACCACAACAACGACAGCUGGCUACCGGAAGGGUUCGAGGAGAGGGUGACCGCGAGCGGGAAGGGCCUGCUCGUCCGGCGGUGGGCGCCACAGGUGAGCAUCCUGGCGCACCCCUCGACGGCGGCGUUCCUGAGCCACUGCGGCUGGAACUCGGCGCUGGAGAGCCUCGCGCACGGCGUGCCGAUCAUCGGGUGGCCUCUCGCGGCGGAGCAGUGGUACAACGCGAUGGUGCUCGAGAACCUCGGGGCGUGCGUCGAGGUGGCGAGGGGGAGCGGCGACGGCACGGUGGUGGGAAGGAGGCGGGUGGCGGAGGUGGUGGAGACGGUGAUGGGCGACACGGCGAAGGGGAGGGACAUGAGGCGGCGGGUGCAGGAGCUCCGGCGGGUGAUGCUGGAUGCGUGGAGCGACGACGGCGGGUCUUCCAUAGAGGCGUCUCAAGCGUUCUUGGAAGCAAUGAAAUUGAAAUGA